Messenger RNA from Prorocentrum cordatum, 1386 nucleotides. The record is from the annotation of a GenBank genome assembly. Lineage: Eukaryota; Dinophyceae; Prorocentrales; Prorocentraceae.
AUGGCCGCCCCGCCCGGCAGCAAGCGCCCGCGGGAGGACGGCGAGGAGGGAGAGGGCGCCGCCGCGGACCUGGGCUGGAGCCCGCACGACGUGGACGAGGAGGUCGAGCUCGAGUUCGACCACCUGUGCCGCUUCUACUGGGGCGCGGGGUGCGCGUCGACCCCGAGCCGGGCCUGGAUUGGAGCGCCCCGUGGGCGCCCGGGCAUCGUGUGGGGCUCCUACGUGUUCGAGGUGAAGGUCCUCGGGGAGAAGGACCUCGUGCGGGUGGGCUGGUCGCAGUCCGGGUCAUCGCGUGCGGUCGGGAGCGAGCCAGGCUCUUUCGGUUUCGGCGGCUCUGGGAAGAAGUCGUGCGCCAACAGGUUCGCCGACUACGGCCGCAGCUUCGGGCAGGGCGACGUGGUGGGCUGCCUCCUGAACCGAGACCAGCGGUUCGUUGCCUUCACGCUGAACGGCGAGUACCUCGGCAGGGCCCACUCCAUCCCACGGGACCUCGACGGCGUCCCGCUGUACCCCAGCGUGUGCGCGCGGGAGGCCUUCCGCGUCGCGGGGUACUUCGGCCACGGCCACACGCGCAGCGGCGGCCUGCCCUUUGGUUACCAGGGCUACUGGCCCCUCGCAACCGCCACCGACGAGGACCGGGCCGCCCCCGACGCCGGGCCGGGCGGGAAGCGCGCGAGGGCCGCGCCGGGCCCGGAGGCCACGCCCGAGGAGCUGGAGGCCCGGCGGGAGCGGGCGCUGCGCUUCCAGCAGGCUGGGGCGCCCGCCCCCGGGACCGCCAGCUGCCAGGACAGGUUUGCCGAGGGCGUGCGGAAGGCAGCCUCCACCAGCGAGCGGCCCGUCGAGGGGGUCUGCACCGAGCUGGAGAAGCCGUUCCUGCGGCUGACCACCCUGCCGAGGGCCAGCGACCUCAGGCCGGCGCACGUGCUGCAGCAGGCUUUCGCGCUCGUCCAGGAGAGGUGGCGGCAACACCGCGACUGGGCCUGGGCGGGCGAGAUGCUGCGGAGCAUACGCCAGGACCUCACUGUGCAGAUGAUCCGCAGCAGUUUCACGGUGGAGGUGUACGAGCUUUCCGCCCGGCUCGCUCUCGAGGCCGGCGACUUCAAGCAGUUCGACCAAUCCUUUGGCCCGCUGGAGGAGCUGCACGCGGACGCCCAGCUCGGCGCCAGCGCCAAUGCGCCCGAGUUUCUAGCCUGCCGGCUGCUCUACCUGGUGCUGCAGGGCGGCGGCCUCGCCCUCAGCGUGUUCCUUUCGCGGCAGGCCGCCUGCUUGCGCGCCGCGGCUCGGGCGGAGGACCCGAGCGUGGCGCCCGCGUGGCGGCUGCGGGCGGCGCUGGCGGCGGGCCGUACGGGCCAGCUCCCGGCCGAGUGGGCGGGACCUGCUGAUUGA